AUGGAGGGCACCGGGCCGGCGCGCACGCGGCAGCGGGUGAGCAUGCAGGAACACAUGGCCAUCGACGUGAGCCCGGGUCCCAUCCGGCCCAUCCGCCUCAUUUCGGACUACUUUCCGCACUUCUACCCCUUCCUGGAGCCAGUGCUGCGCCCCCCAGACCGGCACGCUGCGGCCAGCCCCGCCAUCCGCUCUGCUCCCCAGCCACAGCCCAACCCAGAGCCAGAGGGGGACUCAGACGACAGCACUGCCCUGGGCACCCUGGAGUUCACGCUUCUCUUUGAUGCAGACAACAGCGCCCUGCACUGCACGGCCCAUUGUGCCAAGGGUCUCAAGCCACUGGCCUCAGGAUCCUUGGACACGUAUGUUAAGGCCAACUUACUGCCAGGAGCCAACAAGGCCAGCCAGCUUCGGACACGCACGGUUCGGGGCUCAUGUGGGCCUGUUUGGGAGGAAACGCUCACCUAUCAUGGCUUCACGCGUCAGGAUGCUGGGCGCAAGACCCUGCGGCUGUGUGUGUGUGAAGACCCACGGUUACGGCGCAGGAAGCAUGCACCCCCACUGGGUGAGCUGAGGGUACCCCUGAGGAAGCUGGUGCCCAACCGAGCCAGGAGUUUUGACGUCUGUCUGGAGAAGCGGAGGCUGACCAAGAGGCCCAAGAGCCUGGACACAGCCCGUGGCAUGUCCCUGUAUGAAGAGGAGGUGGAGGUGGAGGGGAUGGCUGGAGAGGAACGCGGGCGCAUCCUGCUGUCCCUGUGCUACAGCUCCCAGCGCGGCGGCCUGCUGGUGGGCGUGCUGCGCUGCGCACACCUGGCCCCCAUGGAUGCCAACGGCUACUCCGACCCCUUUGUCCGCCUUUUCCUGCACCCAAGUUUAGGGAAGAAAUCCAAAUACAAGACCAGUGUUCGGAGGAAGACACUGAACCCUGAGUUCAAUGAGGAAUUCUUCUACGCAGGCCCUCGGGAGGAACUGGCCCAGAAGGCGCUGCUGGUGUCUGUGUGGGACUACGACCUGGGCACAGCUGACGACUUCAUCGGUGGGGUGCAACUGAGUGGCCAGGCCAGUGGAGAACGCCUGCGUCACUGGCGUGAGUGCCUGGGCCAAAGUGACCGCCGGCUGGAGCUGUGGCACCCGCUGGACGGCGUGCUCCCCCAGCUUGGCAACCAACCAGCAUAG
This is a messenger RNA of Jaculus jaculus (lesser Egyptian jerboa), 1173 nucleotides long. RefSeq names its product double C2-like domain-containing protein gamma. NCBI's taxonomy places the organism in Eukaryota, Metazoa, Chordata, Mammalia, Rodentia, Dipodidae. The coding region runs from base 1 to 1173 and encodes 390 amino acids. Gene Ontology annotation, cellular component: membrane. The record is from RefSeq and is a predicted model, not a curated record. The transcript has 10 exons.